CAAAGUUUGGCUGAUGAGUAUGAAGUUAAGGGGGAUCAACAGUCUAUACACCAAGACCAAGAAGACAUUGCAGUGUGUCCGCAACAUAGCAACAAAGAUGUCGUUCUUGAAGUGAUUCCAUCGACUUCCACCGAAGUAGAUGUAAGACGAAAACAAAAUCACCAUAAUUAAUUAUUCACUAAUAAAGAAGAAUUUUCCUCUAGGACGACUUAUUUUGCUUACGUUUCACGUUAGAGGGAGAUAACGUGAUCUUGGUGUUCCUGUGCCACUACUGUGUUUCGUUGAUGGUGUACCUUUUCUGCGCUGUCUUGGAUUUACGUUUCAGCGUCUUGUUUUCAUUCUCUUGAGCUAUUUUCAGUUGCGGGCUUGUGACUUCCAGAACGAUGGCUGAUAUAAGGAAUCGUCUAGUAAAAUGGUGUUUUUGUUGCCUUUGUUGUUUUUAGUCAGAAGGACGUGUAUCAGCAGGUGACCGAGGCUUUCUGGGUAAACAUCAAACUGUGGGCGUGGAUUUUCAUCCUAGACUUGAAAACAGUACCCUGGACCCAAAGUAAAUUUUAUCUAGCUCUAAAUUGAUCACUUUGAGUUACUUUCAAUAGAUAAUACUUGUAUAUUCCUUGGCUCUUGUCUGGCUUAAACAAAUUAUGUUAUUUUUAUCUUUUUAUUCGUUAGUUACUUAUUUACGAACAAGGAAAGUAAUUACUUGAAAGCUGUGCUGUUUCAAGCUAAACCAAAGAUUUGAUAGUUUUUUUUAUCAAUUUAAUUAGGAUGAGGAAUUCAAAGUAACUGACAAAGAACUUCUAACCAGGCCAUCGGCAUCACUAGGAAAAAAUCAAGCUUCUGCAAUGCCACUUUCAAUUGAAAAGCUAGAGGAGUCAGACGAGGAUCCUUGUGACAUAGAGGAGAACUUUUCUACCAAACAACUGUUUUCAUUUGCCUGGCAAAUCGCUAAAGGAAUGGUAAUUAUCUUUGUUUUCUGGAUAAUGUUGCUGGGAUUCUGGUUCUGAGUAUAACUUGGAAAGAAGAAUUCAAAAGUCAAAAUUUUAUAAACAUGAAAUAGAUGGGAUAAAUAUAUUGGCUGUUUUUUUAGAUAUGAGUACAUUAAAAUGGCUUAUGUGGAAAAAAAUAUUCUUUUCAGUCGACCCAGUUUUGGCUACAUUCGUUUCGUUAUGUAUCUAAACGAAAAUAUCUGGAUCAGAUCAGUGCCGAUAUUUACUUUUCAUUUGUAUUUUUUCAUCUAUACCUAACUACUUAAUGUUCGGCGUACCCCCGUUAUUAUGUUUUGAGAUCAUUUUAAUCGUUUUUUCGUUUCUUAUUUGUUAUUAGAAUCAUCUCGCCGAAAACAAUCUUGUUCACAGAGACCUUGCUGCCCGUAAUGUUCUUGUUGGCCAUGACAACCGGAUUAAAGUGUCAGACUUUGGGUUGAUGAGACAAAUCUAUGAAGAUGUGAGCAGCUCAGCGAAGUCCAAAAAACUUCCUGUAAAGUGGAUGGCCCCAGAAUCACUUUAUCAAGGCCUUUACACGACCAAAAGUGAUGUGUGAGUGAUAAGUUUUCCCGCUCCCUUGACAAGGGAACUAUUGAAACGUUUCUACUGAGUCACUUCUGAAAAUUGUAGUUGCCGUAAAAAUUACAGAAGUAUAUAACUCUGAAGCGCCUAAAUUCUCCUUAUUUGUUUGUAACCAUGCUAGGGUUGGUUUUUAGCCGUCCAAUCAGAAGCACGGAAAAUUGUUUGCCCAAAAUUAAUAUAGAAUCAUAGCAUUGAAGGCAUCCUUGUCUAAAUAUAGCUAAACACGGAUUCUUCCAGGCUUUAACAAUUCUCCGAUUAAUAAUAAUAAUAAUAAUAAUAAUAAUAAUAAUUAUAAUAACAAUAACAAUAAUAAUAAUAAUAAUAAAUGCGCUUCACAAUACAAUCACAGAGUGGGAAACUGGGCACCGUUGCAUAAAACGCCCGUAACAACUACGGGUAUACGUACGCACAGUCGUAACUUAAGUGAGUUGCGUUAAAUCACUUAAAGUGGUCCACUUAGGGAAUUCACUUAAGUGUCGUUUAUGCAACAGAAAUUGCGGGUGUUGCAUAAAACUUUUCUUACGGGAAAAAUAGCAUGUAAAUUUACAGGACCUAUGUAGGUCCCGUAUCGUUACUGGUUUUACUAAAGUGAACGAGAUCUUUCAUUGAGAAGUGAAAAAAAGUAUUUUUGUUCACGUAAUUCGCUCUAAUGCUCUUUGUUAACCUCUGAUGUACACUUUAAAGCCGACGCUGUGAAAAAAGAAGAGGAACUAUCAUUUUCAGUAGAUAUUGAAGAAAAAUAACGUUUGCAUGCAAAUCAUUCAUUUUUUGAGAGGCUUAAAAGUGUUCGAAACAACUGAAAACUUUCUUUACACUCACCGAUGGCUAGCUUAAAAAAAAAGAGUGAGUCAUUAAUAAAGUACUAUAUCAAAGUUACGUGUGCCUUUAAGUGAGUCCGUAAGUUGCCACGUAAAACAGUAAUUUACGAGAGUGCUAAGUGCGUUCCAUGCAACACACGUAAGUGUACCCAUAACAGAUUCGUAAGUGACCUACUUAAGUGGGCACUUAAGUGUAGGUUUUAUGCAAUCGGGCCCUGGAUACAAUAACUAAUACUACUAUAGAAAAAAUAUAAAAAAAUACAAAUAAAAUAAAACCGCAUGCUUCUACUAAUACUUAUACUAAUACUACCUAAUAAUACUACUAUAUGAUAAAAAUGCUUAAGGAAAAAGGUGCGUCUUUAGCUUUGAUUUUAAAAUGUCCGACGACUUAGAGUCUCUGAAUUCAAAUGGCAAUGCAUUCCAGAGUUAAGCAAGAGGGUCAGGGGAACCCAACGACAAUUUUCAGAAAAAUAUCUGCUCGGAAGACGAUUUGAGAUCUAGAAUUUUCGGAACAUUUGUUGUAAAAUUUCUUGCUUGCCUGCCUCUCCUAGGGUUUUCGAACAUCUAAAAUAUGGUAUAAUUGCAUAUUUUUAACAGAAUUUUACCCUAAAAAGGUCACCUAGAAUUUUCGGGAGCCUUUUUUCUGGCUGAAAUUUUCGAAAAGGUAAGUUUUGAUCCCUAUAAUUUUUGGAUCACUAGACUUUCAGCUAGGAAAUCCGAACAGAUGAAAAAUUUUUAGGGGAUAAAAUUAUGCCUUUAUCUACCGUUUAAAUACUAAAAUACGUUUAGCAAUGCUAUUUUUAAGUGGUUUUGAACUAUAUUCUCGUUGGGUGCCCCUGGAGGGUGUCACUAGAACGUCUCAGGUUAUAGCAUGACUGAGGCUUCAGAGAUAUCAGUGACUCCCAGUACGUGAGAGCUGUGCCAUGCAAGAUCUUAAAAGUUAACAGAAGAAUCUUGAUUACAAUUCUAGAGUGAAUCGGUAACCAAUGCAACUUAAUAAGGAGCGAUGUUAUGCGACAAUCUACCCUCAGUAAAUAUCAGCCUAGCACAGGCAUUCUGCACACGUUGUUAUUUGAUCAAUGAGCAGCUUGGCAGACCAUACAAUAAAAACUGUUACAUUAGUCACGACGAAUUGAUAUGAAAGCGUGAAUAAGUGACUUUGCUGACUUCUUGAAGAGAUACUUCCGAAUCCGACGUAAGUUAUUCAAAUAGUAGAAUGAUGAACUGCAACUUUUCGAAAUAUGUUCGUCAUAGAGAGAGAUGCAUCUAACCACGAGCCAAGGCUCCUAGCGACAGGCACAGGGUGAAUGUUAGUGUUACCUACUCGAAUAUGAGUGAUAACUACCUUCUCAAGCUUUUGCGGGGUACCUAUUAGAAGAAGUUCAGUUUUUUCGUCAUUUAAUUUAAGAUUGUCAUGCAACAUCCAAGAACGAAUAUUAGUAAUGCAACUUUCCAGUAACUCUCCAGCAUUAAGUUGAUCGAGCCUGUCGUUUGGGCAGAAUGAGAUGUAUACCUGCGUGUCGUCAGCUUAAAAAUAAACCGUAGGAAAAUGAUGUUUGAUGAUCUCGAAGAGUUUGCUCGAAUGCAGAGUAAAUUAUAAGGUGCCUAAACAGGAACCUUGAGGGACAGCACAUUGCAACUCGAAUUCUGCGGAGAGUGCCCCAUUGAAGGCUAUUUGCUGAGACCUUCCGGACAGGUAAGACGAAAACCAGGAGGGGACUUUGCCAUUUAUACCAAAUGUGAACCGAAGUCGAUGCAGUAAAGUGUCGUGAUCGACAGUGUCAAAAGCCACACUUAAGUCGAGGAGAAGAAGCAGAGUGACACGUUGAUCGUUCAUGUUAAGGAGGAUGUCGUUAGUGACUUUGACAAGUACUGUUUCUAUGCUGUGUUUGUGACGAUAAGCUGAUUGCAGAACAGGGAAGAGAUCAUUGCUGAAUAAAUAAUGUCGAAGUUGCUUGGCGACCGCAGUCUCCACAAUUUUUGAGGCAUAUGCGAGGUUACUCACAGGUCUAUAGUUCUUAAAGAAGGGAUCGAGACCCUCCUUCUUUUGCAGUGGUUUAACAAAGCGCCCUUUCAGAUAAGAGGAAAAUAGCCUGAUUCCAGCGAAAGUUUAAUUUCGUAAUUGGAGGAGGAAAUACAUCAAGACACUCAGUAAAAAGCCUAGUAGGAUUUGAGUUAAGAGAACAAGUCGUCUUUGUCGAUGAUUUGAUUAAUUCAUGAACUUCGGUUUCAGAAAGAAGACGAAAUUCAGAAAAAGAGGGGCCUUCAAGUGCAAAGUGGGAUUCGUUAACAUCGGAAGUGCUACACUGGCGAGCAAUCUCAAGCCUAAUGGAGUUAAUUUUGUCACGGAAGAACUUGUCAAAAUCUUUAGCCAUUAAUUGAUUAAUAUCGGAAUGUAGAGGGAGACUGGCACACUUCGAUAGGUUAAGCAGUGAUUUACAUGCAGUGAACAGUUUCCUCUCGUUGAGACAGUUUUCACCUAAAUUUUUCAAUUACAUCCAAAACUCAAAAGUACACGCAUUUUGGGCUCGUCCACGACAAAUAGAACGAAUUAAGAGAUAAACAGGGAAAUAAACAAUCUAAAUAUCGCGAAUCUGUACAUAUUUCUAACCUCUUCGUUUUUUUUUCAUAGUUGGUCUUUUGGUGUUGUUCUUUGGGAAAUGGCUACCUUGGGUGAGUAGACGGUAAUUUUGCAGUUAAUUCUUGUCAUGUUAAUUUUGAGGUGACUGACAAAUAAAAAAACAUUUUUCAUGGUCUAUGACUCUUAUCAACCGUAGAAAUGAUGUCAAAAGGUUGAAAACUCAUGUACCACCCGCAGGAUAAUGGUUCACACUGCAAAGUUUUGAGCUUCCAAGGGAAUUAAGCUAGGGGACCGUGCCUGAACCCACCUUCCCCCUUUUGCCAUGGUGCGAUGUAACUUAACUGUACGACUGUUAUCAAGGUUACUGCUACCAGGAAGGGCGAAAACAAUGUUUCAUAAUGUUUCAUUUGCGGCAAGUUUGAAUUUUCUUGUUUGAUCUGGGCUCUGUUUUAAUUGAUUAAGUGCUGUGAGACGUCUCCUAGUUGAUAACCGUAUGUGACAACAGGUAUUAAAUUUGCGAGGAUUUCAGUAAUGACUGGAGACGAGAAGCCUUAUUGUUAAUCACCCUGCCUUCUUUUAUUACACAUUUAACUGCACUGGCUAUAUAUCAGACCUCCAUUCAAUCAACCAUUUUUGCAAAAUGGCCUUAUUGAGUUUAUAUAAGGAGAAGUGACAAUCGACUAAGGCAUCUUUAAUAGAAAUCUGUCUAAUGGAAAAUUGCAUGUAUUCAGUUGCCGAUAUGUAAUCACUUGUUUUUUUUCUCGCAAUCGUCAGGAGGCGUACCAUACCCCACGCUGACCAACUCAGAGUUGUAUCGAUUGCUCGGUACUGGUUAUCGCAUGGAAAGGCCUGACAUGUGCUCCGAUGACGUGUACGUUUCUUGAUUAGAGUGUGGUCUUAGAUUUAACAGAUUCGAUUUUCUAUGCGUCUGCUCAGUUACAUUACACACCGAACUGUGCAACAUACGAAUUCAUCAAAUAUUUUAAAGCCUUCUUUGAUCAUAUUAAAUACUGAUUAGACGGACGGCAACAGAAAACUUUUGUUAAGAUCCUCACUCUUUGAGGAAACCCUCCAAGCUUUAUGGUCAAUAAAGGCAUCAUUAGCAGUGAUCAGGUUAAUCUCUUUCUUGGGGCCGGGGGGAGUACUCCCUGUACUGGGGAGGCACCCCCCAAAAGGGGUACCCCUCUCAAUCGUCUGGUGUAGGAAUUUUGCUAGUCGAAGUAUAUGAUCUGUAAAAUGACUUAAGAGGACCAGAUAAGAUUUUUUGGCUGUGAAAAAGUCGAGCAAAUUUUCUAGUUUGUUAUUUAUUCAUAUUAAAAAGGAAGUGCAUUUUUCAGUAAUGAAAAGGGAUAAAGUUAAAGUUCUUUUCUGUCAAAAAUGAUACUCAAAAGGAUAAGGGGUUGGACCUCAGGGCAGAGCUCUAAAUAAUAAUGGCUGGAUGAAGGAAUGGGGAAUCACGUGAUAACCUUAACGUUCCAAGAGCCCAUUUUAAUGGGCUUUACGUGGAAGCUUCACCCAAAAGGAGUACCUUUUUAGGCCACAUGAAUAUGGAAAAGUAGGAAUUUCACGAGUAUNACUGCAAAGUUUUGAGCUUCCAAGGGAAUUAAGCUAGGGGACCGUGCCUGAACCCACCUUCCCCCUUUUGCCAUGGUGCGAUGUAACUUAACUGUACGACUGUUAUCAAGGUUACUGCUACCAGGAAGGGCGAAAACAAUGUUUCAUAAUGUUUCAUUUGCGGCAAGUUUGAAUUUUCUUGUUUGAUCUGGGCUCUGUUUUAAUUGAUUAAGUGCUGUGAGACGUCUCCUAGUUGAUAACCGUAUGUGACAACAGGUAUUAAAUUUGCGAGGAUUUCAGUAAUGACUGGAGACGAGAAGCCUUAUUGUUAAUCACCCUGCCUUCUUUUAUUACACAUUUAACUGCACUGGCUAUAUAUCAGACCUCCAUUCAAUCAACCAUUUUUGCAAAAUGGCCUUAUUGAGUUUAUAUAAGGAGAAGUGACAAUCGACUAAGGCAUCUUUAAUAGAAAUCUGUCUAAUGGAAAAUUGCAUGUAUUCAGUUGCCGAUAUGUAAUCACUUGUUUUUUUUCUCGCAAUCGUCAGGAGGCGUACCAUACCCCACGCUGACCAACUCAGAGUUGUAUCGAUUGCUCGGUACUGGUUAUCGCAUGGAAAGGCCUGACAUGUGCUCCGAUGACGUGUACGUUUCUUGAUUAGAGUGUGGUCUUAGAUUUAACAGAUUCGAUUUUCUAUGCGUCUGCUCAGUUACAUUACACACCGAACUGUGCAACAUACGAAUUCAUCAAAUAUUUUAAAGCCUUCUUUGAUCAUAUUAAAUACUGAUUAGACGGACGGCAACAGAAAACUUUUGUUAAGAUCCUCACUCUUUGAGGAAACCCUCCAAGCUUUAUGGUCAAUAAAGGCAUCAUUAGCAGUGAUCAGGUUAAUCUCUUUCUUGGGGCCGGGGGGAGUACUCCCUGUACUGGGGAGGCACCCCCCAAAAGGGGUACCCCUCUCAAUCGUCUGGUGUAGGAAUUUUGCUAGUCGAAGUAUAUGAUCUGUAAAAUGACUUAAGAGGACCAGAUAAGAUUUUUUGGCUGUGAAAAAGUCGAGCAAAUUUUCUAGUUUGUUAUUUAUUCAUAUUAAAAAGGAAGUGCAUUUUUCAGUAAUGAAAAGGGAUAAAGUUAAAGUUCUUUUCUGUCAAAAAUGAUACUCAAAAGGAUAAGGGGUUGGACCUCAGGGCAGAGCUCUAAAUAAUAAUGGCUGGAUGAAGGAAUGGGGAAUCACGUGAUAACCUUAACGUUCCAAGAGCCCAUUUUAAUGGGCUUUACGUGGAAGCUUCACCCAAAAGGAGUACCUUUUUAGGCCACAUGAAUAUGGAAAAGUAGGAAUUUCACGAGUAUAUAAAAUGUGUGAAAUGGUACGUCAUUUUGUACCUUCGGUAAUUUACAUUAAAGAUAUUUUAAACAGAUGUACCUUUAUUGUAGGCUUUAUGUUAAGAGCUUAAUGGCUUAAAAGUGAAGUAGUCGUACCAUUUUUCAAGGUAGGCAGGAAAGGAAUGUAUAUGACAGGGGUACCUUUUCUGUCAAAAAUGCUGUAUAAAAGGGGUUGGACCUCAGGGUGGAGCCUCCCUGUAAACUCAUGAAGCUAAGAAGCCCAUAUAUUCUACUAAAAAAUUUUCUCUUUUUCCAAUAGACCUCCUUCGCUUGAAUGUUUUGUUUUCCCAAUAGGGUUCAUGUCUAACGGUCAAAUUCCCCUGGGACCUCUUUUAGGAAACCAAAACAUACAAGCUAUAAAGAGGUCUAUUGACACUGUCUAAUAAUUGACUAGAGCUCUUCUAAGCCUUGAAUAGUUCUUGUUUUCUAUUCAUAACAGAUAUGAGCUGAUUACUGAAUGUUGGAACGAAGACCCUUCCAUUCGUCCCAGUUUCUACCGUUUGAUCGAAAAAAUGGAGGUGAUAAUGGAAAGGGAUGCACCAUAUUUGGAUGUAAACAAACACAAUGAAUAUCAUCCGUAUUACAACGUGCCACCUGAAGCUAGUGCUGAUUAA
Molecule: messenger RNA, 8510 nt
Organism: Porites evermanni
Lineage: Eukaryota; Metazoa; Cnidaria; Anthozoa; Scleractinia; Poritidae
Source: the annotation of a GenBank genome assembly